GGACCUUUCUGAAUCCUCAUUAUGUCGACAUAGAAGGGCUUUGCCUUCUCCGAAACGAGGAAACUUGACUAAAAAACUUGUCUCGCACGCUCUCAACACCGAGAGAGAGAGAGGGGACGUGUGGCAUUUUCCUUGCCGUCGACGGAGAAGAUGAAGAUCGACGUGAACUCGAUCGCUCGGAAAGUGGAAGUCGACAAUCGGAUUCCCCUCCACUAUUACUACCGGAUAGCGGAUACUCUCCUCAAACAGGCUAGUAUCUAUCGGGAGGAGAUGAAUGUUGUAGAUUUAUAUAUCAUACUUCUUAGAUAUUCCAGUUUGGUGUCUGAAACAAUACCAUUUCAUCGAGAUUACCCGGUUCUGCAUCUGAAAGAGAGAUCAACAAAUAAGAAGAGAUUGUUUCUGGUACUAGAUGAGCUUGAAUCUUUGAAGCCAGAAUUCAAUCGUCAAGUGGAUGAACUGAACAAUGCCCAUUCUGGAGCUACAUUGUCUCAACUUGAUGGCCCAGAAUCGACUUCAUUUGGUCCGGAAAUAUCUAAUUUGGAAUGGCCUGCUGUCAAUAAAAAUUCUUACUUGAGUUUUGAUAUCAAGCAGCCUGCCAGCAUGACACCUCAGUCUUCAUGGAAGUAUAAGAAUGAUUAUUCUCAGGUUUUAUCAUCGAAUUCCGUGCAAAUUGAGAAGCAGUUUCAGAAACUAUCUCUUAGUUUACCUCCUCCAAAGAAGGAAACUUUGUCUAGACACUCAUUCCUAGGUCCAAAUGGUUUUCAGGGUCAGUGGCUCGCACCUAGCUCAGAAAUAAAGGUUCAUUAUCCAAGCAAUAAGGACUUAACCCCUACUGAAAAUUUAAGCCUGAAUCAGGCUGCACAAUGUGAUAUUGUGGCAGCAAAAGAUGGCGAUGCUGGAGGGGUCGGAUCUACAAUGGAGUCGGUACUCUCCUUGGAUGAUGGUAGAUGGCUACGUACUGCUGAGGAGUCGUGUUCUCCAUUGAUCAAUGAAGUAAGGGAAGAUCCUUUUCAGUUGGUGAAGCAACCUUCCCUUCCUCCCGUCCUUGCUCAAUUGCAGCAGGAUGUUAGUCCAAUUCCUCCAUCAAAAGUUGCAGAUCCGAGACCUGGACCAGCUAAAUCUUCUCAGGAUGAGAUGCAAGGUUCUGAUUCAUAUCAGCAUCUACACAUUCCUGUAAAAUUGAUGGAAGAUUUCUUGAGAUUGGCUCGGGCGAACACUGAGAAGAAUUUAGAGACAUGUGGUGUUCUUGCGGGUUCACUGAAAAACAGGGUUUUUCAUAUCACUACUCUUAUAGUCCCAAAGCAGGAGUCAACUUCAGAUUCGUGUCAAACUUUGAAUGAAGAAGAAAUAUUUGAAGUUCAAGACAGAUUAUCUCUCUUUCCUCUUGGUUGGAUUCAUACACACCCAUCACAGACCUGCUUCAUGUCAUCAGUAGAUCUGCACACUCAUUACUCCUACCAGAUUAUGCUACCAGAAGCGAUUGCAAUUGUUAUGGCCCCUACAGAUACUUCGAGUCCGCAUGGCAUAUUUCAUUUAUCUGAUCCAAGCGGUGUGUCUGUGAUUAGACAUUGCCAACAACGUGGCUUUCAUCCCCACGAGGAGCCAUCUGAUGGGAGCCCAAUUUAUGAGCAUUGUUCACAUGUCUAUAUGAACCCCAAUUUGAAGUAUGAUGUUGUUGAUCUUCGGCGAGACUGAGACUCUUGAGUUCUUUACACUCUUGAUGAAAAUAAUCUUCAGGUUGAGGGAAAAUAUGUAUAUGAGCAGUAAAUAUGUUUUCACCUCACGAAGUUAUAGUAAAUUCAACUGGUUUUCUGAAUGGAUAUAGGACAAAUAUGAAGCACAUCCAUUUGCGAGAAAGCACAAGUUGGUCUUCGAUUUUGUAUCAUUGUAGUGAUACUUGACUGGUAAAUAUUAAUCGUGUAAUUAAAAACACCGGCAUUGUUCUCUGAGUCCAUAGUUUCCAAAGAAUGUGAUACUCUCAUGUAAGUUGUAAGUCACAGCUGGUUUGAUAUGAAUGCCAACCUCAACCUGUACUGAUUUA
This is a messenger RNA of Corylus avellana, 2041 nucleotides long. It is a transcript of the gene AMSH3, whose product is annotated as associated molecule with the SH3 domain of STAM 3. Gene Ontology annotation, molecular function: metal-dependent deubiquitinase activity; K63-linked deubiquitinase activity; protein binding. Gene Ontology annotation, biological process: protein K48-linked deubiquitination; protein K63-linked deubiquitination. Lineage: Eukaryota; Viridiplantae; Streptophyta; Magnoliopsida; Fagales; Betulaceae. The record is from RefSeq and is a predicted model, not a curated record. Gene Ontology annotation, cellular component: endosome; membrane.